Messenger RNA from Dendronephthya gigantea, 3099 nucleotides. Its product is annotated as E3 ubiquitin-protein ligase TRIM71-like. The record is from RefSeq and is a predicted model, not a curated record. Bases 664 to 2841 code for a protein of 725 amino acids. Gene Ontology annotation, biological process: proteasome-mediated ubiquitin-dependent protein catabolic process; protein polyubiquitination. NCBI's taxonomy places the organism in Eukaryota, Metazoa, Cnidaria, Anthozoa, Malacalcyonacea, Nephtheidae. The transcript is spliced from 7 exons. Gene Ontology annotation, molecular function: ubiquitin protein ligase activity; protein binding; zinc ion binding.
CUGCUAAUCACUUGCCACAGCAUAAGUUAAAGCGUAUUUAUCGAACAUCUCGAAACUUAGAGGGAUUUUAUCAGUUUGUUGUUCAUAUAUAUAACGCAUUGCUCUGAAAUAUUGACUAUCUUGCAAGAUCUUGCACUAAAACGCACAAAUUCACUAAACCAUAUUCACGAUCAUUCAAACAACUUAAAUCAGUGUUUUUGUGGAUAAAAUUACGUUUAAAAUGCCAUAAACAUUAAAUAAAGUCUAUUUACUAUAUAAAGACAAUUUUGCCUUGUAAAGUUCGCUCAAUUAAUAACCAUAUAUUGCUCAAACGCAAUUCAAAAUACACAAUAUAUUUGCACUGCCUUUACACAGACAAAAUAAUAUUACAUUUAUAUUCCAAUAUGGCUAGCAUUCUUAUGUAUUCGACAAAAGCGAGCUAAAAUAUACGCUGUUUUUCGGCCGCCGUUAACCAAUUAUGGCGAAUUACCUCGCGGUUUUCCAUCGAGACAUAUGUUUACGUUCGCAGAAGAAAGAAUAGAUAAAGACGGGAUCCUAAUUAAUAUUUAAACACAGACAAAUUGCAGGUGUUUUAUGUAGUUACAAGAUAAUCGUAAAUAGUUCAAUAUAUAACUUGGUUGCUCGCUCGUUACUGUAUCAACAAGACCUUCGUAUGUGUACACGAUGGGAGGAGAUGGAAAUCUCGAAGACUCCGUGUCACUUCGAUGUUCCUUUUGUAAUGAGACCUUUACGGACCCGUAUAUCUUAAACUGUCUUCAUUCGUUUUGUUUUGGAUGCAUUGAACGACAGAAACAGGUGCAAGAAAGUAUAUUAUGUAAAAAAUGCGAACAGGAAACAAGCGCAAAUGCAAUGAAACAGAAUGAUUUUUUCGCAAACUGCCUGGCUAAGUCGCUGCUGAAAGAGUUAAAGAACCCUGGUCCUAAAUGCGGGAAUUGCUCGGCCGGGAAUAAUCGACUUUUGAAGUAUUGUAAAGAGUGUAGGGAGUACCUAUGCGAUGCAUGUGUCUACUGCCAUGAGAACACGAAGCUGACACGUGAACAUAGCUUGAUAUCGUUUGCUAAGUUCGAAGAGGAUCUGAUAUGUCGCAGUGAGAAGCGUACGGUGUUCUGCCCGCAGCACAAGGAGAAUUUGGUCGAGUCAUACUGCCGGUCGUGUGAUGAGGCAAUAUGCCCGGGAUGUGAUGUACACCAGGGUCAUAAUGCCGUGAGUGUCACCGUGGCUUCUUCAAUUGAAGUACCAAAUUUGAAAGCUGUGCUGGACAGAGCGAUUUCAAAGGUUAUCAACCACGAGAAAUGUGCGUCUCGUUGUUGCACUCUUGUGGACGAACUCCGAGAUCGCAAGAGCGAGAUUUGCGAUCAAAUCAGGAAUUAUUUCGUUGAGUAUAAAGAAAAGGUUGAGGAAUACGAGGUGAAACUGCAGCAAGAGGUUCUCACCUGGUAUGACAAACAGUUUAAAUUGAUCAAACAAGCCCAGUUGAAAGAAGAAAAAAGAAUUGAAAAGAUAACUGAUGCGGUCAGGUUUUCGCAAGUUCUGCUUCAUCACGGCACAGAUGCCGAAAUCUUGUCGUUGAAGUCUCUUGUCCAGUCGCAAUUGAACCGAGUUGCAAGUGAGAAGACUGGCACGACAUUCAUAGCCGCAGUCGAGGCCGUGAUUCGCCAUGCAUCAUGGGAAAUUCGUGCGGAACAUUUUACUCAAGGAAAGGAGACGAACGGUUUAACCUUACCAGAAAUACACGAUGACGAUUCUGAUGAUGAUGAAGAUGAUAAUAAUGACGGAAGACCUUCCACCGUCGGUUCAAGAGUCCAAGAGGAGAACGAACGAAACGCUAUGAAGAACAGUUUGAGUGAGAAAGACUUCCUCUGCAAACGACGCGGUAAUUCUGGGGUUGAGGGAAAAGACUUUCAACUGGGAUCCGUGAUUUCACGGGAGAGCACCAAGAUCUGGAAUGGAGGACGCCAGAGCGCUCGUGAUUACAGAUACGACAAGAUAUUGAGAAAUAGAAGCAUUGGUAGACGAGGUUCAGGUUGUGGCGAGUUCCAUCAUCCGUGCGACAUAGCGGUUGACCACCAGAACCACGACGACAGACUCAUUGUGACUGAUUUCAACAACAACAGGGUACAGGUUUUCUCAUAUUAUGGGGAGUUUCUUUUCCAAUUUGGCUCUCGCGGCUGCGAUGCUGGUCAGUUCAACGGUCCUACCGGAGUCACGAUACUUCAUGAUAGCACAAUUGUUGUUUCCGACUGUCUGAACAAUCGUAUUCAAUUGUUCACAAGUGAUGGUGUUUUCAUCAGGAUGUUUGGAAGUGAAGGACGGGGCCAGGGACAAUUUUGGCGACCGAUGGGGAUAGCGGUUGAUAGCAGGGAUCGUAUUAUUGUUGUGGAUCAAGGAAACAACAGGGUCCAAGUGUUUAACAGCGCUGGUAAAUUUCUCCUUUCAUUUGGCAAACUGGGAAAGUGGGAUGGUGAAAUAAGCUGUCCGAAUUUCGUUGCUGUCGACAAGGAAGACAACUUCUACAUUUCAGACGAAAUCAACAUGAGAAUUCAAGUAUUUCGCAGCGACGGAAGUUACCUCAGGAAAAUCUCCGCCCAGGAGAUUCACGGAUUCCAGGGUAACCUGGAACAUUUAUCCGGGGUGGCUGUAGACCCCCGGGGUUAUGUCGUGGUCGGUGUAAAGAGCAGUUGUAGCGUGCGAGUUUUUACCCCAGAUGGAAGGUUCCUACGAGCUUUUUCCUCCGCACGAUCUUGUCCAUCCCGGCAUUUAUUUGCCUCCGGGAUUGCUCUCACAUCUGCGGGAGAAAUCGUCGUCUCUGAUUGGUUCAAUAAUCGCAUAAGAUUCCUCUAGAGAUCUGAUUAUUUUCAUUGUUUUUGUCGAGGUUUUUAGCAGCAAAUGUUGUCCAAAUUAUUUAUUGAACUGCGGUCGUAUAGUUGGUUAAUCAAAAGAUUCCACGGUGUCAAAUACUUGCUAAUGUUUUGGCUCGGGAGUUUUGAAAGUUACUCCGUUAUUGUGCCUCAAAUUUGCAAGAAAGUCUCGUCCAGGAAAACCUUUGGGAAAUAAUCUUCACGGGCUUCCAGUUUUAUAACACUUGGGUGUAAAUAAAUG